Messenger RNA from Trypanosoma cruzi, 659 nucleotides. Its product is annotated as thiolase protein-like protein, putative. Gene Ontology annotation, cellular component: cytosol. The transcript has a single exon. Lineage: Eukaryota; Euglenozoa; Kinetoplastea; Trypanosomatida; Trypanosomatidae. The record is from RefSeq and is a predicted model, not a curated record. Gene Ontology annotation, molecular function: acyltransferase activity, transferring groups other than amino-acyl groups. The annotation marks the transcript as partial.
CAGUGACCGUGACAAGGAAUGGUGAAACUGUUGAGUUUGUAAAGGAUGAAUACAUUCAGAGCGACAUUGAAAAGAUGAAGGCAAAGCUGCCAACCUUGAAACCAGCAUUUCGAAGACCGAAUGGUACCAUAACUCCUGCCACAUCGAGUGGGUUGACAGAUGGUGGCAGUGCCAUGCUGCUAAUGUCCGAAGAGAAGGCAAAACAGUUGGGAUAUCCCACAGAUAUCAGCGUAAAAAGCUGGCAUUUUUCUGCCAUUGAUCCGUAUCCACAACUUUUACUUGCCCCUGUGCUUGGGUGGGGUCCAACAUUAAAACGCGCAGGUCUUACGGCGGAGGAUAUUGAUCUCUUUGAGAUUCAUGAGGCGUUUGCUGCGCAGGUGCUUGCAACUAUCAAGUGUCUACAAUCUCCGGAAUUUUUUGAAAGAUACACCGGUUCGAGGGAUGUUGUGCUGAGGGAAAAAUUUGAUUUUUCCAAACUGAAUGUUAAUGGAGGAGCUAUGGCGCUCGGUCAUCCUUUUGCAGCCACCGGUGGACGCCUUGUAACAUCAUUGGCAAAUGAGCUGCGCCGUUCAGGCAAACGUCAUGGUCUUAUUAGCAUAUGCGCUGCUGGUGGAUUGGGGGGCAUUGCCAUUUUGGAACACACACCCGAGACAAACUAG